AUGGGUGACCGAUACAAUAUCUUGAGCCAGUUGGAACAUUUGCAGUCAAAGUACAUGGGAACUGGUCAUGCAGAUACCACCAAGUUUGAGUGGCUUACUCAUCAGCACAGGGACACUUAUGCUUCUUACAUGGGACACUUUGACAUGCUGAAUUACAUUGCAAUCUGUGAGAAUGAGUCCAAGGCUCGGGUUAGAUUCAAUCUCAUGGAGAAGAUGCUUCAACCAUGUGGACCUCCUCCUGAGAAACCAGAAGAUUGA
Molecule: messenger RNA, 258 nt
Organism: Darwinula stevensoni
Lineage: Eukaryota; Metazoa; Arthropoda; Ostracoda; Podocopida; Darwinulidae
Source: the annotation of a GenBank genome assembly